UCACUUGAACAGCACUGCAUUACAGUUCAUUUCUAUUCAUCUGUGAAGUAAUACUCGAGCUCCACAAAAACGAAUCCAAAAAAAAAACUAAAAUAAAAGUUGAAGCAAACUUCAUAUACAUACAUAUAAAAAAAAUACGAAAAGCAGCCGCCAGGAUGUUCCGCCAGAUGGAUAUGCGAGAGGCUAUCCUCUCCAGAGACUUAAAGUGCUCCCUCCUAUACGACUCGCAGCGUCAAAUGAAGUUCCUGGAUGUCGUUGUAGUGCUACCUAAGCCGCCUAAGGAGCCUAAGGAGCCUAAGCGCACAGCCCAUCAGCCCUGCGAGCGGUACAAGAGCUCAAACAGUAUUGAUCGCAUACUGUGGGAGGAGGAACCAGAACCAGUGGAUCCAUACACAGAGCUCCUGCCAUUGGGCCAAAAGUCAGUGGCCAUCUGCAAGGAAGAGUUCUUCCAGCAGAAGGCCAACAAUGGGUUCGGUAAACGGAUAAAACCGUUCUCCGGCCCCUGCCAUAAUGUGCAGCCGCAAAUGCUGAUGGCGGAUAUGAUCGCCGUACUUAACCGCAGGGCGCCCAAGGAAGCCAAGCAAGAUUAUGACGAGGAUUCACAAAAUCUAGAGCCGGAGGAAUCACUAGAAGACAAAGCGAUUGAAGAUCGCAUCAAUGAGGCCAUGCUCUACUUCAUAGAAGCGUCAAACCCUUUGAUAGACGACCAAUUGGAAAUUCUGUCCAAGCUUAUGAACUCCAAAGACGAUACGAACCAGCAGCCACAGGAGCAGGAUCCCAAUGUGGUUAAACGUAAGAAAAAUAAGAAGAAGCCCCAAAAGCGGAACCGCAAGAGGAAUAAGGGCUAUAUACCAAACAAGGAUAGCACUUUGGACUGUCCUGAGGAGGCUAAUGCUGAGUCUGCUUCGGGGCAGACCACCAACCUGGACCCUGAAGGCGCAGCAAAGACCGAUGCUGCCCAUGACAAGACCCUGGACACAGGCGCCAGCAUUGAACUCCAAGCGAACCCCAAUUCCGAAGAAGCUGAAGAGUUGCUUGGACGCUUGUCUUUUUCCUCAAAGGUGGGCGAGGACACAAACGAGAAGCCCAACAACUUGGAAGCCAAAGAUGAAAUUGUGGUCGAUGCAGCAGGAGAGCAAGCUCGAUGCCCUUUGCAGUGACACUUUAAAAUCAAUUUUCACAUCUUUUGGCCUUUAUUGGUUUAAAUUCUACUUAUGGUCCGCUGUUUAAACGCCUCUGAGAACAGUU
Drosophila miranda is the source of this 1248-nucleotide messenger RNA. RefSeq lists its product as uncharacterized. NCBI's taxonomy places the organism in Eukaryota, Metazoa, Arthropoda, Insecta, Diptera, Drosophilidae. The transcript has 2 exons. The coding region runs from base 156 to 1160 and encodes 334 amino acids. The record is from RefSeq and is a predicted model, not a curated record.